Molecule: messenger RNA, 2179 nt
Organism: Benincasa hispida (wax gourd)
Lineage: Eukaryota; Viridiplantae; Streptophyta; Magnoliopsida; Cucurbitales; Cucurbitaceae
Gene: MED8
Product: mediator subunit 8
Cellular component (GO): mediator complex
Source: RefSeq, a predicted model, not a curated record
UUUCUAGUUUCUCUUACCCCUAAAUCUCGAAUGGAUUCUGCUUUCAGGUAAAAACGGUAUCAACCGGAGCACCUCAGCAAGCCUGGCCUCCCAGCGAGACCCCCGAGCGAGAUCUACCCUUGCUUUCUAAUUUGUCAGUCUGGUUAGCGCCGCUAUCACGAUUCCUAUUCAAGAUCAAGGAUCACACACGCCGUACUCGUUGUAUGCCAUUUGCAUCAAACAGGGCAACUGGUCUCUCUCUCUAAUGGCAACCAUGGACGGAGCGGUCCAGACUCAGCCUCAGCAGCAACAGCCUCUCCCGGCGCAGCCGGUGGCUGUCGCGGAAAGGCUUAACCAGGCAGUACAGCAGCAGUUGAACCUGGAGGCUCUGAAGAAUCGAGCUACUACUCUAUUUAAAGCCAUCUCUCGGAUUCUCGAAGAUUUUGAUGUCUACGGUCGCACCAAUACGACACCUAAAUGGCAAGACAUAUUGGGGCAAUAUUCUAUGGUGAAUCUAGAGCUUUUCAACAUUGUUGAUGAAAUCAAGAAAGUUUCCAAGGCUUUCGUUGUACAUCCAAAGAAUGUUAAUGCAGAGAAUUCUACAAUACUACCAGUUAUGUUGUCCUCAAAACUAUUGCCUGAGAUGGAGGUAGACGACAAUUCUAAACGAGAGCAGUUGCUUCUUGGAAUGCACAACAUGCCAGUAUCUACACAGAUUGAGAAAUUGAAGACUAGAAUUGAAAUGAUUGGAGCAGCCUGUGAAAGUGCUGAAAAAAUAUUAGCUGAAACUCGGAAAGCAUAUUGUUUCGGAAUGCGUCAAGGGCCAGCAAUAGCUCCAACUUUAGACAAGGCUCAAGCUGCAAAAAUUCAGGAGCAAGAGAAUUUACUCCGAGCUGCUGUUAACUUCGGGGAAGGAUUAAGAUUACCCGGUGAGCAACGACAAAUUACACCAACACUUCCUAUGCAUUUGAUAGAUGUGCUGAAUGUAGGUGAUGGAGUGCAGAGUUUUAAUGAAACGUCUGGUAUGUAUACAAAGAAUACUCUUACAUCAAAUAAUAUUAGUGGUCAAGGAUCAUUGAUACAGCCUCCUGGAUCACAACUUGUUGGAAGAUCAGCUGCUUCGCCUUCUGGUGCCACGAGUGCCACAUCCUUUGACAACACAACGUCGCCAUUGCCAUAUGCUAACUCUCCAAGGUCAAGUGUGAACAUUAUGAACACACCUUCUCCUCAACAGCAGACCCAACAACAGCAACAACAACUUCAGCAAGUCCAACAAAGGCAAAAAAUGAUGCAACUACCUCAGCAUCAGCAGCUCCUUGCUCAACAACAGAUGAGGCAGUCUUCUAUGCAAGGAAUAGGGCAGAUUCAUGGACAGCAUCAGAUGCAGUUUUCACAGCCACUGGCACAUCAGCAAUUUCAGGGACGGCAGAUGUCUUCUGGACAUGUUCAACAUGGCAUUACUCAAAGCCAACUUGGCCAAGGAAAUCAAAUAAAUCGUCAAUUGAGCCAGUUUUCUGGCGCUGCUAACAGUAGUUUGUUUAAUGCUGCCCAGAGUACACCAACUUCUCAAAUGAUUCCAAAUAUUUCAGCUACAAUGUCAUCACAACCACUCAUGUCGCGUAUGCAGUAUGGGUUACCUGUGAGCAAUCCGCAACGAAGCCAUGCUUCUCAAAUUCUGAGUGAUCAGAUCUUCAACUUGGGAGGAGGUAGUACGGGCGGUAUGAUGCCUAUGCAACAACAGCAACAAGUACAACAACAGCAGCAACAGCAGCUUGCUUCACAAGGUGCAUUUGGCAACAUGCCUACAAAUGCACAGUCUCUACAAUCUGGUAUGGUACCACUUCAAAACAUGCAACAGACUCACCCUAAUUUUGGCCAGCAAAGACAGCAAAACCAGCAGUAACCAAUGUGCUUUGGAAAUCUGCAAUUCCUUGAGUAAAAAGGGGUCAACAUAUCCUAUACUCUUCAUAUUUGGCAUUUAUAGCCCCUGCAUGUAAUGCAAUCCAUCGUAUAUUUGUGUGUACUGUUCACUUCGUAGAGAAGAUUGAUAAGCUAAUUGAGAAAAUGACUUAUGUAGAUCAAACCAAAAUGAUUUGGUUUAAAUAUCAACGCUAAAAAGUGUUUACUUUAAUACUCUUUUGUACAUACAGCUGAAUUUUGGACUGUUGUGUAGAAUUAAAGUCAUUUUGUAAUUGCCUCA